UCUCUCUCUCUCUCUCAAAAGCAAAACAGAGCACAAAGCAAGAAAAAGAAACGAAGAAAGAAGCGCCGAAAAAAAAAAUGAAGAAUCUCUACCAAAAAAGCAAAGGCAAAAUCCACCCAUCUCCUUCUUCUUCUGCUUCUUCUUCUUCUUCUUCUCCUCUUCUCAAUCGCCUCCCACCUGAAAUCCGCUCCCUCGUUUCUACAACCCUCCCACCUGAAGACCUUGAAGUCCUAGCCUAUCUCAUCAAAACCAACCAACCAUCCUUCAAAUCCUGCAAGAAAUCACAUCCCUUCGAUUGCAGCUGCUUCCACUGUUACACCACCUUCUGGACUCGCUGGGACUCCUCCCCCAACCGCAAUCUAAUCCACCAAGCCCUCGAGGCCUUCGAAGAAUCCCACCUCCCCACCUCCCCAAAACCCCCCAAGAAAAGAGACCGUCGCGUUUCAGCCGAUAAAUCCAAGAAAAACUCCGCUACGGCCGCCAAACGCGAUAUAUCGGAACUCGGGGUCGUGAAACUUCACCAGUCUGCCACGUCAGAUGAUGGGCCGAAGAUGGUCGCGACCGUUUCGAGUGGUGUCUCGGAGGUCGAGAGAGUUUCAGAGCAAGAAUCCGAUAUAUCGGGAGCAUCUGCCGUUUCGGACGUAUCGGAUGUUGGAGUGAUUUUUCCGCAACUACCUGAAGCAAGCCAGCAAGGUUUGGUGAGGAAGGUAUGGCCGGACGUGUUGGGGUUAUUUAAUUCUCGUUUGUGGAAUCUUUGGAGUCCGAAUGUAUGAAGAGAAAACCAAGAAAAGAAAAUCAAAUAUCAAACUCUUGCAACGGUAGCUCUUGCUCGAAAUCUAAUAUAAUAUAUAUUCCAUUUUUUU
Messenger RNA from Magnolia sinica, 863 nucleotides. RefSeq lists its product as uncharacterized. The transcript has a single exon. Bases 78 to 773 code for a protein of 231 amino acids. Lineage: Eukaryota; Viridiplantae; Streptophyta; Magnoliopsida; Magnoliales; Magnoliaceae. The record is from RefSeq and is a predicted model, not a curated record.